ACAUCAUAUCUCGGAUCAUGCCGGUGGAGCUCAGGGAUAUUGUCCUCUUGGGAGGGGUUAGUGUGGCACAUGCCUGGCAAUUGUCUAGAUUUGCAAGAAGAGUUGGUGCUGCAAGAGGCAAGUUUAAGGUGAAUUUUCCAGCAACAACCGGUAAUGAAGACUUUGAAAGAUAUUACAGGGCUCAAAUGAACACUUUGGAAUUCUUCCCCAUAUUUUCCACUACUCUAUGGAUGGGUGGACUGUUUUUCCAUCAAGUACCUGCUGCUAUUGCUGGGGUUGUGUAUAUAUAUGCAAGACAGAAGUAUUUCAAUGGCUACAUUAUCAGUGUCAAAGACAGGUUGCCAGGAUUUAAGCUGAGUGUGAGGAGUAUCAUUGCCCUCCUGGGAAUGUGUGUCUUAGGGUUCAGCCAUCUUGCCAUUGAGACCUUUACAGGAAUCAACAUUAGGGAACAAUAUUUGCAGCAAUACCUCAAGUUCUGAGCCAUUUAGAUGAAGUGACCCAUUGUUUAUUAAAAUGGAUUAAUCUUAGGGCCACAACAACAAAAAAUGUAAACUGAAACAAUUUAUUAACAAAAUAUCGUAACUUUUAUGUACUGGUUUCAUGUUUUUACACAUUUUUUUGAAAAUAAAGUUAUUUUUCUAGAA
Saccostrea echinata is the source of this 644-nucleotide messenger RNA. Its product is annotated as microsomal glutathione S-transferase 2-like. Gene Ontology annotation, cellular component: endoplasmic reticulum; nuclear envelope; membrane. Gene Ontology annotation, molecular function: glutathione peroxidase activity; glutathione transferase activity; enzyme activator activity. The coding region runs from base 18 to 479 and encodes 153 amino acids. The record is from RefSeq and is a predicted model, not a curated record. NCBI's taxonomy places the organism in Eukaryota, Metazoa, Mollusca, Bivalvia, Ostreida, Ostreidae. Gene Ontology annotation, biological process: leukotriene metabolic process. The transcript is spliced from 6 exons.